Messenger RNA from Ixodes scapularis (black-legged tick), 444 nucleotides. RefSeq lists its product as uncharacterized. The coding region runs from base 1 to 444 and encodes 147 amino acids. The transcript is spliced from 3 exons. The record is from RefSeq and is a predicted model, not a curated record. NCBI's taxonomy places the organism in Eukaryota, Metazoa, Arthropoda, Arachnida, Ixodida, Ixodidae.
AUGGUGUGGGGCUUCGGUGAUUGGCGGACCAUGAGCGUCGCGCACGUCUUUGUUUCCGGACGAUCCCGGGCAACGGGGACCCCGUCAUUCCGCUGCUACCAGUGCAGGGUGGCCAACAACGAGGACUGCCAUGAGAACUACCUGAAGACCUGUCCCUCGGACCAGGCGUACGACGUCUGCCUCACCAUGGUCGUCAAGAACGCGCAACAAGGCUUCUACAUCGAGAAGAAGUGCGCCCUGGGUCCGUGCAACCUGCGCGACGAGAAGCAAAGUCAGGGCCUCGGCCUGGACACGUGCGACCGCUCGAAGGACUCGUACAGCUGCUUCGAGUGCUGCAAGGGCGACGGCUGCAACACGAACGGUGGCCGGUCGCUGCCCCCGCUCUUCCGGGCGACGCUGGUCGCGGUCGCCCUGCUCGUGGCCGGGCUCGCCGGGGCCGCGUGA